AUGGUCUUUUUGGGGGAUGAUGGAGGAAAUGAGGAGGAUGAGGAACUGCAUCAUCUGUUGUCAGAUGAAGUCAAGAAUGAAGACUUAUUAUCAACAGGCGAUGAUCGGGGUAAUGAGGAGGAUGAGGAACUGCAUCAUGUGUUGUCAGAUGAAGUCAAGAAUGAAGACUUGAGAGGAAACUUCAGGACUCAAGGCAGACCCAAGAGGCAGAAAGGAAGCCACAUUGAUGAGAAGAAGGAUCAACACCUUCCUUUCCAAGCAGGGGAUUUCCAUGAAGCAAUUCACGUGGUGGAGGAAAUGUACAAGUGCUUGGAGUGUGAAAUGAUCUUCUCAGAUGAAGCCCAGUAUAAUGUCCAUUUGCAAAUGCAGAGCGGAAAGAAUUCGCAUCAAGGCCUGGAGUGUGGAAAGAGCUUCCUUUGCAGAGCAGAGCUCCUUAAACAUCAACAGGCACAUGCAGGAGGAAAACAUUAUACUUUCUCAGACAGUGGUGAGAGUUUCUUAGAGAAAUCAGACCUUAUUAAACACCAAAACAUUCAUUCAGAAGAGAAGCCAUUUAUCUGUUCAGAGAGUGGAAUGACAUUGUCUGAUGGAAGACAGGGAAAUCUACAUUUCCCAAAGAACAUUAUAAUGAAGUCAUGUAAAUGCCUUCAGUGUGGAAGGUACUAUAAAUACAGAUCACAGCUCCUUGUGCACCAAAGAUUCCACACAGGGGAGAAACCUUUUGAAUGUUCAGAGUGUGGAAAGAGAUUCACUCAGAGAAGCACUCUUCACAGGCAUUUAAGAAAUCACACAGGGGAGAAACCUUUUGAGUGCUCACAGUGUGGAAAGAGAUACAGUGUGAGUGGUGAUCUCCUACUGCAUCAAAGAACCCACACAGGGGAGAAAGAUUUUGAAUGCUCAGAAUGUGGAAAGCAAUUCAUUUGCAGUGCCCUUCUUCACAAGCAUUUCAGAACUCACACAGGGGAGAAACCUUUUGAGUGCUCACAGUGUGGAAAGAGAUACAGUGUGAGUGGUGAUCUCCUACUGCAUCAAAGAACCCACACAGGGGAGAAAGAUUUUGAAUGCUCAGAAUGUGGAAAGCAAUUCAUUUGCAGUGCCCUUCUUCACAAGCAUUUCAGAACUCACACAGGGGAGAAACCUUUUGAAUGUUUGUACUGUGAAAAGAAAUUCAGUCACAGAAGCCAUCUUCAGAGGCAUUUAAGAACUCACCUGGGACAAAUCUUUUGA
Messenger RNA from Gekko japonicus, 1227 nucleotides. RefSeq names its product oocyte zinc finger protein XlCOF6.1-like. The record is from RefSeq and is a predicted model, not a curated record. The transcript is spliced from 2 exons. Bases 1 to 1227 code for a protein of 408 amino acids. NCBI's taxonomy places the organism in Eukaryota, Metazoa, Chordata, Lepidosauria, Squamata, Gekkonidae.